Cyclocybe aegerita is the source of this 786-nucleotide messenger RNA. The record is from the annotation of a GenBank genome assembly. Lineage: Eukaryota; Fungi; Basidiomycota; Agaricomycetes; Agaricales; Hemipholiotaceae.
AUGCUUCACUCCAUCUUGCUCACCUGCGCUGCUCUCGCUGCCAAAGCUAUGGCAGAUUGCAGCUACGAAUCCAUUCAGGAGGCAACCACCAACUACGUCGCCUCACGAUCCACUGGUGAAAUUGCCAACCUCACCGGCGCGGCCUACACAGAAAACUUCGAGUCCGUCGACAUCACCACCGGCGUGGUCUCCCAGCCGCUCAAGAUCGACCACAGUCGCAGCAUUCACGACACGGUCGCCUGCGCCACCUACACCGAGCUCGUUAUUACGGAUCCGGCGCACCCGUACGUCGUCGGCACGCAGCUCCGUUUCAGCGAAGAAGGCGAGCUCGAAAAGGCCGACCUGCUCGUCACCGACGCUGGCGACUGGCUCUUCAACGCCACGGGGACGCUGUACUGGGUGCAGCGGGAGAGCUGGGACACGAUCCCGGAAGAGAAGCGCGACACCCGCGAGGUGAUCAAAGCAGCGGCGGACGCCUACCUCGACGUGUUCAACGACAAGAGCGUCAUCGUUCCGUGGGGCACGCCAUGUGCACGACUCGAAGGCGGGCUCUACACCGGACAAGGUCUCCCGACCGACUCGUGCAACCUCGGUGUGCCGGAUGGCGUCCAACUCAUAAACCGCCGCUAUGUCAUUGACGAGACCGUUGGCUCAGUCGACGUGUUUUUGAACUUCGGCAUUGCAGAAAUACCCGACAGCCACGAGUUCCGCAUUCAAGAAGGCAAAAUCCGCUACGUCCACACCAUGACGGCUGGAUUUAUACCGGACUUCGCUUUUCAGAAGUAG